AUCACAAGUCAAAUCUCAAAUAGACAACUCUUCUAAUAUUACGUCAUAUGAAUAGUCAUCAUCAUAUGCAUAGAAAGAAAGCAAGCAAUUAAUAAUUCUAUCAAACUUUCCAUCUUUCAUUAUCAGCAUCUCCUCCUCCUCCUCCAGGUUCUAUCUAUGGCGGUGCAAAUACAUGAAAACCUUGUUAGAUCAAUGUUCACUAUAUCUCUGUUAUGCUUGGCCACUUUGGCAAAACUUUCAAUCUCUCAAGAAAGUGAAUAUGCAGCGUGCUCCAAGGCUUACAGCUGCGGAGAAAUAGCCAACAUCUACUAUCCUUUCUGGGGAGGGAGCAGGCCAAGCUAUUGCGGCAUCAGCCAGCAAUUCAAGCUCAGCUGCCACGCUAAUCGCAACACCUCCAUUCAAAUUGGCUCACAGACUUUUCAUGUGCUGAAUAUCGAUCAACCUGCUUGCAACAUAACAAUGGUUAGAACUGGGAUUGCCUAUGAUCAAUGCUCUUCUCAUUUAACCAACACUUCCUUAGAGACAAGCAUGUUUCGCUUCUCGCCAAACGUUAGGAACGUCUCAAUCUUCUAUGACUGCGCUGGCAACAACAGUGAUGCAUAG
Molecule: messenger RNA, 603 nt
Organism: Arachis ipaensis
Lineage: Eukaryota; Viridiplantae; Streptophyta; Magnoliopsida; Fabales; Fabaceae
Source: RefSeq, a predicted model, not a curated record